AACAAACUUGAUAGCAAAUCUGUGCUCUUGGUACAAGACUGGGCAGUGAAGUACAUACCACGGAAAUUCAGAGAAGCCCAGUCUGACUGGUUUCCCAAGCGUGGUCUCCCAUGGCACAUUACGGUUGCUGUUCGGAAAUCACAAGAUAACAAGCACCUUGAGUCUACAACCAUUGUUCAUGUGUUUCAAAGCUGUACACAAGACAGCAGCACGGUGUCUGGCAUAAUGGUAGAUGGUCUUCGUUUGCUGAAAAAGGAAAUGCCUUACCUGGAAAAAGCGUACUAUAAACAAGACAACGCUGGCUGUUAUCAUAGCGGAAAUAACAUUGUAUCUGCUAAGCUGGCUGGUGAUCUAGCUGGCGUGACUAUAAUAAGGAAUGACUUUUCGGAUUCCCAGGAAAGGGGGCGUGCGACCGCCAAGCAGCCACAAUUAAGGGAGCCAUUGGAAGGUAUGUAAAUGAAGGCCAUGAUGUAAACAACGCUUUACAGCUCAAAAAUGGUAUUGAAUCAGGACAAGGACUAACUGGAGUUAAGGUCACCUAUGUUGCUGCUACAACUGCUAGCACACUUUCAUUGAAGUGGGAUGGUAUAAGCCUGCUAAAUAACUUUGAAUACGAAAUGAAUGGUAUUCGAGUAUGGAGAGCAUUCAAUGUUGGUCCAGGCCGGGAGCUACCCGAGUUCCAGACGUUCAAUGUGAAGCGGUUGGUGGGAAGGAAGAUUUGACUGCUCUUCCAACGGGCUGGGCCCUCAAGUCUGCGAAGAAAAAGAAGCGUUUCACAUCAAAGCAGACUGCCUUCUUAACUGAGCAGUUUCAAAUAGGAGGAGUCAGYGGAAGAAAAGUAGACCCCCAAGAAGUUUCCAAGGCAAUGGCUGUAACCCGACGUACCGACGGAGCCCGAUUAUUUCCCCCAGAUGAAGUGCUUACUAAACAGCAAAUAUCCGGUUUCUUUAGUCGCCUCUCUGCAAAGAAGCGUCUCAAUUGCCCAGUUGUAAUGGAAAAUGACGAUGAAGAUAUAUAUGCAGCAGAAACUGAAACACCUUGUGUGCCAAUGUAAUGAUGGCGGUGCAGUUAAGUCACCCGAUUAUUUGCUUCGAUUUCAAUACCUGUGAAAUGGUUCAGAAGAACAAGUUAUCAAAACUAUGUGUAGAGGAGUUGAGGAACGUUUDCAUCGAGCUUGGAGAAGAUGUUGAAGACCUUUCCCAAAGAAGGAAAAAGCCCUACAUUGAACGAAUAAACAAUAUUGUCAAAACCUGUUGUUCAUGUACUGCGUAAAGUCUGCAUUCUAUUCAAUCCGCACAAAGGUGUU
Messenger RNA from Actinia tenebrosa (Australian red waratah sea anemone), 1306 nucleotides. RefSeq lists its product as uncharacterized. The record is from RefSeq and is a predicted model, not a curated record. Lineage: Eukaryota; Metazoa; Cnidaria; Anthozoa; Actiniaria; Actiniidae.